This is a messenger RNA of Trifolium pratense (red clover), 1896 nucleotides long. Its product is annotated as probable glycerol-3-phosphate acyltransferase 2. Gene Ontology annotation, biological process: cutin biosynthetic process. Bases 63 to 1709 code for a protein of 548 amino acids. The transcript has 2 exons. Gene Ontology annotation, cellular component: membrane. Lineage: Eukaryota; Viridiplantae; Streptophyta; Magnoliopsida; Fabales; Fabaceae. Gene Ontology annotation, molecular function: glycerol-3-phosphate 2-O-acyltransferase activity; phosphatase activity. The record is from RefSeq and is a predicted model, not a curated record.
AAAUAACAACAUACAACAAAUAACAGUACCUAAAAUAACUACUCAAAAUCUCAUAUCAAAAUAUGGCAAAAUUGUUUAGUUCAUUUUUCUUCAAAUCUCUUUUCAUCUUUUGGUACCGUUUUCUCCUUAUACAACUCAAAAACCACCUCAUAGUUUUUCAUAGAACUAUUAGCAACACUUUUGCUAAUACAACAUCAUCACAAAUUAAAUACCAAAAAUUCACCUCUCUUGUUCAUAGAUCAGACCUCAAUGAUCACACAUUAAUCUUCGAUGUCGAAAACACUCUGCUUAAAUCUUCUUCUCUGUUUCCAUAUUUCAUGCUUGUAGCAUUUGAAGCAGGAGGAUUAUUUAGAGCCAUUGUUUUAACUCUCUUAUACCCUCUUAUUUAUUUAUCAGGAGAAAAAAUGGGGUUGAAGAUUAUGGUCAUGACAUGUUUUUUCGGUAUUAAAGCGGAAAGCUUUAGAAUUGGAAGAUCAGUUAUGCCAAAAUUCUUCUUGGAAGAUGUUGGUUCAGAAAUUUUUGAUGUGAUUAAUAAAGGUGGGAAGAAAAUGGGUGUUAGUAAUUUACCUCGUGUUAUGGUUGAGAGUUUCUUGAAAGAGUAUUUGGAAAUUGAUUUUGUUGCUGGUAAGGAGUUGAAAAUAUUUAAUGGUUACUAUAUUGGGUUGAUGGAUGAGACAAAAAAUGUGCAUGCUUUGAAACAAAUUCAAGAGGGAAAAGGCUCAUCAGAUAUGAUUGGUAUUACAAGAUUUAAUCACAUUCUUGAUCAUGAAAUUUUCUCUUCUUGCAAGGAAGUCUAUGUUGUAUCACAAGGUGACAAAAGAAGUUGGAAAAACCUAGCAAAAGAAAAAUACCCAAAACCACUUAUUUUUCAUGAUGGAAGAUUAGCUCUAAAACCAACUCCAUCAGAAUCAUUAGCAAUGUUAAUGUGGCUUCCAUACGGACUGAUCCUAUCUGUUAUCAGAAUCAUACUUGCAAUUUCACUUCCAUUCAAAAUCGCAACUCCAAUACUAACCUUUUCCGGAAUCCGUCUCACAUCUUCACUUCCAGAAAACUCUCAUAGUAACAAACAAAAUCGCGCUGAAGCCCGUGAUCACGGCCAUCUCUACGUGUGUAACCAUAGAACCUUAUUAGAUCCACUCUACAUUUCAUUCACAUUACAAAAGAAUUUAAUCGGGGUAACUUAUAGUUUAAGUAGAAUGUCUGAAAUACUAUCGCCAAUUAAAACGGUGCGUUUAACGCGGAAUAGAGAUAAAGAUUCAAAAAUGAUGAAGCAGUUAUUACAACAAGGGGACCUAGUUGUGUGUCCAGAAGGGACUACAUGUAGAGAAAAAUAUUUAUUAAGGUUCAGCCCUUUAUUUUCAGAAAUGUGUGAUGAGAUAACACCCGUUGCACUUGAUAGCCACGUCAGCAUGUUUCAUGGUACAACUGCUAGUGGUCUUAAGUGUUUGGACCCGGUUUUUUUUCUUACAAAUCCUUUUCCGGUUUACACGGUUCAGUACUUGAACCAAGUUUGUCCUAAAAAAUAUUUGCAAGGUAGUAGUGAGAAUGUUGAGGAUUGUAGAUUUCAUGUGGCAAAUCAUGUUCAAGAAGAGAUUGGUAAUACUUUGGGAUUUGAAUGUACUAAACUUACAAGAAAGGAUAAGUACAUAAUUUUGGCUGGUAAUGAAGGGGUUGUUAAGGAUGGAAAAUCAUUCACCAAUCAACAAUAACCAACUUAGGUUUCAUGAAAAUGUGGGGGGACCUAGAGAAAUUAAAUAAUGGUCAUCUUGGUUUUUUCUUCUUUAUUUGAUUUAAUUGAUUGUACUAUUGUGUUUAUUUUCUUAUCUAAAUUGUAAUGUAUAUUUUGUACUAUUAACUACUACAUAAUAGAAAGCAAUUAUUAAUUCUUAUUAAUUA